AUGAAAUUUAACAAUUUAGACAUUUGUGUUCAGGUAAAAUGUAUAUCCUACUGUUCUUCCAAUUUUUCCCCUCCGUUUCGACCAUGGAAGAAUUGCAAAAUUGUGAACAUAACAGAAGAGGAAGGUCUGGCUAAUGUAAAGGUGAAUGGUCACGAGAAAGAUGAUAUAAAAGAUGAAUCCAAAUUAAACUACUUGAUUGGAAAUGUAUACAUUGGUAUAGUAUUACAUGCAGAAGGAGAAAACGGUACUACUACAUCGCUCACUAUGAAGGGGAAAAGCAUAAUUGGCAUAUUCACACUCAAUUGCAAAAUUAAUAAUGAUAAAAUUAUUACACCAUAUCAUGAUAUUAUUGAAUAUCCUUAUAACGAUUUAAACAAUAACUAUGAACUGUGUGCUGUGCUUCGAUCAUUUUAUGAAUCUCACAUUUGCUUAAGUUCUUUAAAUUAUUCCAACAAGUUACAAUACAUAGCUAUUUUUGCGGACCAAAUUUUCUUUGUACUUCCAUUUUUAAAACUUGUACUGAAAAGGAAAUUCCUUAUAAUGAUAUUUUUAUCGAAUCAAAAUGGGGAAAAGGAUGAUGGUAAAUCAAAUGGUCAAUAUGAUCAAAUUAAAAAACAACUAGAACAGUUCCACAUCAGCAGUAAGUGUAUUGAAGAACGUGUUUCCAUUUUGAAUCUAGAUAUGAACAUCCAGGAACAUGUGUAUAAUGUUACAAACGGACUUGGUAUAAAAACCAUCUUUGUUUUUCCAAAUGGAAAUAGUAAUAUUAAUGUUUUAAAAAGAAGCAUCUUUACGAUAAGUGCAUUAAAUGCCAGAAUAAUAUUCACGUCCAAUUUUGAUUAUUUAAAUCCUCAUGAAUGUAAAUUAUUAUAUGAAAAGGGCAUAUCUGUGCACUUUUUCAAUCUAAACAAUUACAUAAAAUAUGAUUAUUUCAAAAUGACGGAUUCUUUUAAUUACGUUUUAUUAUCCAUUUUAAACAAAGACAUAGAUAUUCCAUCGGUUCCAAGAACGACCAAAUCAUUUUCUAACAUCGAGGAAAUAUUGUCAAGUGGUCCUCCCCCCGGUGGUUCAAGUUACAACAUUUAUGUUAAUAAGAACAUAGAUUGA
This is a messenger RNA of Plasmodium gonderi, 1107 nucleotides long. RefSeq lists its product as hypothetical. Lineage: Eukaryota; Apicomplexa; Aconoidasida; Haemosporida; Plasmodiidae. The record is from RefSeq and is a predicted model, not a curated record. The coding region runs from base 1 to 1107 and encodes 368 amino acids. The transcript has a single exon.